AACAACUCCUCCUGUUUGGUGGAGCAGCAGAAGAAAAGCGGUUUAUACGCGGAAGCAAAACCGCGACGUAAAUCGUACAAACUGUCCUGACUCGUUUGUUUCUUGGGAUUGAGUUGAGAGGACUGGACAGAUUAGAUUAUACAGAUUUGGUUUACAUUUCACCGGGUGGUGGACGCAGCGGACACAAUGCGGACGGCUUUGUUGUCACUUUCUAUUUUACUGCUCUGCGUGUUGGUCGCAGGGGCUCCAACAGGUGUCAAGAGAGCGGCACCAGAAAUUUAUCCUCCAAAAAGUGAUUCUGGCAGUGACAGGGGAAAUACUGGAGGGAAGCUGGGAAGCACUGCUGUAGCUGGCAACUCGGGCAAAGGCGCAAAUGCAGAUAAACCGCAGGGAAAAGACAAUUCAGCUGGCAACUCGGGCAAAGGCGCAAAUGCAGAUAAACCGCAGGGAAAAGACAAUUCAACUGGCAACUCGGGCAAAGGCGCAAAUGCAGAUAAGCCGCAGGGAAAGGACAAUUCAUCUGGCAACGCCGACAAAGGCGCAAAUGCAGAUAAGCCGCAGGGAAAGGACAAUUCAUCUGGCAACGCCGACAAAGGCGCAAAUGCAGAUAAGCCGCAGGGAAAGGACAAUUCAGCUGGCAACUCCGAUAAAGGCGCAAAUGCAGAUAAGCCGCAGGGAAAGGACAAUUCAUCUGGCAACGCCGACAAAGGCGCAAAUGCAGAUAAGCCGCAGGGAAAGGACAAUUCAGCUGCCAACUCCGACAAAGGCGCAAAUGCAGAUAAGCCACAGGAAAAGGACAAUUCAUCUGGCAACGCCGACAAAGGCGCAAAUGCAGAUAAGCCGCAGGGAAAGGACAAUUCAGCUGGCAACUCGGGCAAAGGCGCAAAUGCAGAUAAGCCACAGGAAAAGGACAAUUCAUCUGGCAACGCCGACAAAGGCGCAAAUGCAGAUGAGCCGCAGGGAAAGGACAAUUCAGCUGGCAACUCAGACAAAGGCGCAAAUGCAGAUAAGCCGCAGGGAAAGGACAAUUCAGCUGGCAACUCCGACAAAGGCGCAAAUGCAGAUAAGCCGCAGGGAAAAGACAAUUCAGCUGGCAACUCCGACAAAGGCGCAAAUGCAGAUAAGCCGCAGGGAAAAGACAAUUCAGCUGGCAACUCAGACAAAGGCGCAAAUGCAGAUAAGCCGCAGGGAAAAGACAAUUCAGCUGGCAACUCCGACAAAGGCGCAAAUACAGAUAAGCCGCAGGGAAAAGACAAUUCAGCUGGCAACUCCGACAACGGCGCAAAUGCAGAUAAGCCGCAGGGAAAGGACAAUUCAGCUGGCAACUCCGACAACGGCGCAAAUGCAGAUAAGCCGCAGGAAAAGGACAAUUCAUCUGGCAACGCCGACAAAGGCGCAAAUGCAGAUAAGCCGCAGGGAAAGGACAAUUCAGCUGGCAACUCCGACAAAGGCGCAAAUGCAGAUAAGCCGCAGGGAAAAGACAAUUCAGCUGGCAACUCCGACAAAGGCGCAAAUGCAGAUAAGCCGCAGGGAAAAGACAAUUCAGCUGGCAACUCAGACAAAGGCGCAAAUGCAGAUAAGCCGCAGGGAAAAGACAAUUCAGCUGGCAACUCCGACAAAGGCGCAAAUACAGAUAAGCCGCAGGGAAAAGACAAUUCAGCUGGCAACUCCGACAACGGCGCAAAUGCAGAUAAGCCGCAGGGAAAGGACAAUUCAGCUGGCAACUCCGACAACGACGCAAAUGCAGAUAAGCCACAGGAAAAGGACAAUUCAUCUGGCAACGCCGACAAAGGCGCAAAUGCAGAUAAGCCGCAGGGAAAGGACAAUUCAGCUGGCAACUCAGACAAAGGCGCAAAUGCAGAUAAGCCGCAGGGAAAAGACAAUUCAGCUGGCAACUCAGACAAAGGCGCAAAUGCAGAUAAGCCGCAGGGAAAGGACAAUUCAGCUGGCAACUCCGACAAAGGCGCAAAUGCAGAUAAGCCGCAGGGAAAGGACAAUUCAGGUAGUCAAUUUGACAACGCAAAGGGUACAAGUGAGAUGAAGGAGGAAAACAGUCAUUUCUUUGCCUACUUCGUCACCGGAGUUGUGGUGGUGGUCAUUCUCUACAUCGCUAAGCACAACAAGCGCAAGAUUAUCGCCUUUGUUUUGGAAGGGAAGAAUUCCAGAUCCACACGUCGACCUAAAUCUUCAAAUUACCAGAAGCUGGAACAACAUAUGUGAUCCAAAGCUGCCCAGAGAAGCUGAGAAAACGGCUUUAGUAGACUGCGAGUGGAUACAAAUCAUGGAUCUACAGUAAAUAAAAUGACCUGUUAAAUGGACAUUCUUCUAUUCUUGACUUCUAAAUGUUGAAUGACUAUGCAGACGACACUGAUGCCUUAUUGGGAAUUGGAGGAAGUUAGAGGGGGCUGAGAUGGAGGGGAGUAAAAAAAGGAAGUUAUGUGAAAUAGGCUUGCAUUAAAAAAAGGAAGUUAUGUGAAAUAGGCUUGCAGUAUUUUGCACUGCUUUUGCAAUCUGGCCUGUCGAAGGCCCUCACUCAGGGUGUAGAAGUAGCAAAUCAGUUGUCUGCACUUCCGUCUUAUUUUAUGAUACUGGACAGAUUUCAACAUGCACCUGAAUAAGUCGUCAAUGUCAUGUUUCUGUUUAAAUGCCUUUAUUUGUGCUGUUUCCUUAAACAAUCUGUUUUGGAGCCACUGUUAAAAUCUUGUCAGUCCAGUUAUAGCAUGCUUGGCCAAUGGUGACUUUUGGGUGUUUUUUGUUUUUUUUUGUCUCAACUUAUACCACUUGAUGGGUUGGAUCUGUUGUCCACAACAUAUUGCUUCUACCUUAAAUUGCAUUUGUAGGGUGGGAUUUGGCUGCAGCCUCUAUGUUUUGGUUCUUUCAGGAAAAAGAUUGCUCUGUACACAUGACAUGACCACUAAAAUAAGAAGUUUGUUCUUUCAACUUGAAUGGAUUAGUUUUUGUAUUUAGAAAAAAAUGCCAUACCUGUGCCAAAUGAUUUAAGAAAAUAUUGUGAUUUAUUGUGCUGCUGUCUUUUUUUUUUCUUUGCCUCAUACUUUCAGUAAUCUUUUUUUUCUAGCAAGUUUUGGUGAAAGAGAAAAUAUUCUGCUGCUUCCUGGAAGCCAUGUUUGUAGUAUGCUAAACAGUUAAUCUUUUUGGUCCUCUGAGUUUCAAAAAGAAUUGUAUAGACAUUCUGCUGUUUUACUUCAUAUCAAAUAUGAACAGCUGACUGCUUCUAUUAAAAUAAAAGCUAUUUUUUAACUUUC
This is a messenger RNA of Xiphophorus hellerii (green swordtail), 3263 nucleotides long. Its product is annotated as spore wall protein 2-like. The transcript is spliced from 4 exons. Gene Ontology annotation, cellular component: trans-Golgi network transport vesicle; endosome; trans-Golgi network. The record is from RefSeq and is a predicted model, not a curated record. NCBI's taxonomy places the organism in Eukaryota, Metazoa, Chordata, Actinopteri, Cyprinodontiformes, Poeciliidae. Bases 187 to 2220 code for a protein of 677 amino acids.